Seminavis robusta is the source of this 1825-nucleotide messenger RNA. Lineage: Eukaryota; Bacillariophyta; Bacillariophyceae; Naviculales; Naviculaceae. The record is from the annotation of a GenBank genome assembly.
AUUAGAAUGCUACCGCCAACACAACGGUUGAGUGCAACCCUUGACAAAUGUGGCACCUUCGUCUUGGUCGGUGAGUUUUCUCGAAAGUCAAACACAAGAGACCUUUUUGCACAUUUACCGACUAGAGUAGUAGGGGUAGCAGGUGUCCACAUCUCGAUGCACAAAAGCAAAGAAUCAUGAAACAGAUCGAUGCAGAUCCCUCGUUCCAGGGGGACGACCCGGAAAUGAUUGUCGAUGGGAGUCAGUCCAUGUCGGAACCAAUAGUUAUCAGGGAAGAUCCGCCUGAACCAACGCUAUCGCUAUCUCCGAAGAGCUCGCGAUCUGGAAAAGAGAAAAGGAAACAAAGAAAACAAGUAGAUGCUAGCGUAUCCCGGGGUAGCAAUGGCGCCAGCCCCACGAACACACGAAGCCCACCUAGAAGCCCAAGAUCAAUGGAUAUUAACUCAGACGUUUCCCGAGAGCCUCCAGAGAGCAUUGGCAGGGGUGUCUCCGAAGAAAGAUUCGUCUCGACCAGCCAAAAGGGAGCAGAACCUCCCGCCCUCGAGAGCCCCACCGUACAAAAGAAGAAGAAGAAAGAGUCCUCUGUGGACAGGCACCACCAAGAUGCCCCCGGCUUACAAACCAAUGAGGAAAUUGAGAAACUUGCUACUCCUCAUGAGUUCAAGAAAUCCAAGUCAAUGAAGUCAACGAAAUCUGGGUCUGGAAGUAGGCGAUCAGCGUCAAGGCGCCGAAAGAUGCGAGUGAUGGAGAUCACUUCGCCGGUCGAGGUCGUGGCCGAGUCCAAUGCCAGUAGCUCCCUGUAUGGCGUUUUCAACGGCCAUUUGAUGAAGUGGAGGUUCGAGGCGGAAGAAGGUGGACCCUUUAUCAGAGUGCCUGCUUUCUUUGGGGCCACUGCGCUGGUCACUACAACCACGUACGCGUUGAUCUUUGACCCGAAUACAUGGACGAUUUUGUCCAUCGUUCUAUCGCUUUUCAUCUAUGCGAUCUCGCUUCUGUGCAUUGUAUUGGAAGGACGCUUCAUGUGCACAAACCCUCUUGGAAUUCGUGCGCACCUUCGCAGCGCCCUCACGAGGAGGAACCGAGUUUUCCGAUUUGUCUGGGGUCGUGGCAUUCUGUAUAUCAUCGCCGGUGGUCUAAGCUGCGCCCUCAUUCUCAUUCCAUCGCUGAUAGCUGGCGGGUUCAUGGCUCUUGUUGGUUUCUCUGCUGUCGUUUUCGGCGCCUAUUCCGCCAGGAUGUUCUACAAGCUUCGCGACUCUUUGAAAGACGAUGACUACUUGGGCAAUGCCUUCAAUCGCUUUGACUAUGAUAAGGAUGGAUUCAUCACUCUACCGGAGUUUGUAAACUUGCUGUCAAUGCUUGGAAUGGACAUUGACGAUAGAAUUGGAAUCAAGGCUUUCCAUGCUGCUGAUGUCAACCACGAGUACAAGAUUUCUCAAGAAGCUUUCAUGUCAUGGUGGAAAGGGGCAUUUUUGAAGAACGGCAAAUCGCCGCGGCUGGACGACAUCAACUCGGAGCUCGGAACGGAUGAAGAAGAAGGGAGUGCAUACCACCGCAUGGGCUAAGAAGCUGGGAGGAAGAUAAUGAAAAGCCGUACAUUCACGGGUCUUGCUCCAAGUUGCACUCUCCCAGCUCUAGCGGCGGCGUGGUUGAGAGUGGACAGCCACUAAAAGUGUGGCCUCCUGGUGGCUCUAGUUUGGACCCGAAGAGGAAGUUCAGUUGUUUAGUAACUUACAUGUAAUGCAAUUAUUUUCUAAUGCAAGACAUUCGUCCUUCAGCGCUUGUUCCCCUAUGGAUGAUACGCCAGUGCGCCUGUUCGCCUGUAGAU